Messenger RNA from Fundulus heteroclitus (mummichog), 2120 nucleotides. It is a transcript of the gene trub2, whose product is annotated as TruB pseudouridine (psi) synthase family member 2. The record is from RefSeq and is a predicted model, not a curated record. Gene Ontology annotation, biological process: pseudouridine synthesis; RNA processing. The transcript has 8 exons. Gene Ontology annotation, molecular function: pseudouridine synthase activity; RNA binding. The coding region runs from base 149 to 1159 and encodes 336 amino acids. NCBI's taxonomy places the organism in Eukaryota, Metazoa, Chordata, Actinopteri, Cyprinodontiformes, Fundulidae.
GACACGUUCGACAGACUUUGUGUACGCAUGCGCGGAAGUCAACGUGCCGACACCACUUUUCCCUGGCGACAAAUCUCUCUGAUUGCUGCAAAGCAUCAGACAAUGUGGGUGAUUGUCAGCGAGAGUCAGUGAGUUUAGCGCAGGCGCCAUGGGGAGUCCAGCUGUGCGGAUGUUCCAUAGAUUAGAGGGUCUGUUUUGCGUCUACAAACCCGCAGGAGUGCACUGGAAGCUGGUGAGGGACACCAUCGAGACUAAUCUUCUGAAAGGGGUUAACGCUACACCUGCUCGGCCUCUUCCUCAUGAGGUUCGCUUCUUGCCGAGCCCAAACAAGGACCGUGAAGUAGCCGGAGGACUCGCACUGCGCGCUGCCUCUGUUCCUGUCCUGUCCAAGCACCCUCUGGUGACCGGACCUGAAUUCCAGCAUAUUAAGGUGGGAGUUGGUCACCGCCUGGAUGUUUCCUCUUCUGGUGUUCUCGUUCUCGCUGUGGGGAACGGGAACAGGACCAUGAGGGAUCUCUACAGGACACGAACCACGAGGGAUUAUUCGCUGCAGUGCGAGUUUGGGAUGGCAACACAGGAUUUUACUGACACGGGUCGGGUCGUGGAAAGGUCCACUUACGGUCACAUCACACGGGAGAAGAUGGAGAGAGUGAUAGCCAUGCUGGAGGGAGCCAAUCAAAAAGCCCUGAGAAUGUAUUCCAGCGUGGACAUGAGCUCACAGGAAGCGUACGAGUUGGCGGCAAAGGGUCUGCUGGGCCCAGACGGGAAGUCGGUUCCUAUCUUGACGGGCUUGCGAUGCGUUCACUUCCAGCCACCAAACUUCACCUUAGAGGUGCAGUGCCUAAACGAAACGCAGAAAUAUCUGCGCAAAGUGGUGCACGAGAUGGGACUGGAGCUGCGCAGCACGGCGGUGUGUAAGGGGGUGAGGCGAACCAGAGACGGGCCCUUCACCCUGCAGCACGCGCUCACCCGGCACCACUGGACCGCCGCUGAUGUCGCGCAGGCCAUGCAGCAGCACCGUUGGAAAAAGAGGAGCAAAGGCCGCUGCGGGACCGUGACCGAUAAAGCGGUGGCGCAAACACCCGGGGAGACGCUCGCAGCCUCUCAGGAAGACGAAGCUAACAGGGAAGCGACGAUAGCCGAGUUGCAAUGUCGCUAAUGGAAGUGAAAACCGUGCGGACGUUUCCUGGUUGAUAGACAUUUUGUUACCCGAGAUGCUGGUGAGAACGAAAAAGGCAAAUGCUUCUGAAUCACAUUGGGUUAAUAUGGAAAUGUGAUUCUACCAUGGCAUCCCAAAGUUGACGUCCACUCCUCUGGAGCAUUCAUUUUAUUAAUGUUUUAGGUUAAUAAAAUCCUUCUUUUUUUCCCCCCACAGUGGAUUGAAGUUACAACGAACAGCUUUAAUGAAUUAUGAAAACAAAAUAAAAGGUGCACAACAGUUUUUUCUGAAGUGUACAUGGCUAAAAUGUAUGCAUAGACUACUGUGAAUACGUUGCUGAAUUUUGUUCAGCAGGUUUCACCUUAAACCGCAGGCCUUUUAUAGGUUGAUCUGGAGAAACAUGAAGCUCCGCAGCUUAAGUACUCAGUCCAUGGUUUGCAGGAAGCUGCUGUAGAAGACGGGCCUGUUUUACUUCUUAACCAGAGAGAUCAUGCAACAAAUGAUUUAACGUGUUAAUUUGGGUUCUGGAGCAGGAUCCACGCCUCUUAAUUAGCCAGCAGUAGCCGUACACCUACUUCACUCAUCCAUCACAUCCUUCCCUCCCUUACCGCCAACCUCACGCCUCUUCCUCCCCUUCAUUCCACCACCCUCAUCCCUACUCUCUAUUCUCAUUCUUCAUCCACUCUUCUUUGAGGCAGAGUCCAUCUGUGGGUGUUCUAAGUGGGAUCAGGAAAAGCCAUUUCCUGAAGACCGCACCCCUACGCUGAGUCUCCUUAAAGCGAGUCUCCCCGAAUGACCCAUCCUGACAAUCGGUCCAUCCAUCCACCCCCCCCAACCCGUUCAUUCAAUAAACCUUUAAACUCAUAUUUGCGCCGUGGUUCUUGCCAAUCAAGUGACAAGUUGGAACAGGGGGUCAGACUUGCUGAAGUAACGUUUGGGGCAUUAAAACCCUUCAAACAAC